AUAUUGAACAAUAACUGGUCAAACCGUAUAAAGUGGGAUUCUUUUAUUUCAAAGCUGUUUGUUCUAUAAUUCGCCGUAGAAAUUCAUGACCCUUCUUCUUCCAAUUCAUCGUUCAUCAUUAAUGCCUCACAACCCAGAUGCUUUUUCAUGGAGGAGAAUCAAUCGCCUUCAAUCCAACCUACUCCGAUUUUGGGUUCCUGAGAAAUCCUUUGUUAGAUGCGAAACUGGGGUUCCGUCAAUCUUCGUAAUCCUCGAAACUUGGAUUCAAAGCUUCUGAAUCAAACCUCCUCUGUUUCGAUGUUCCGGUAUUGAAUUUAUAGCUUGUUUUGAGAAUUGCAAUGGCGGAUUGGUGUAUUUUCUGAUUCUCUGAAUUCUACGGACUUGGUCUUCAGCAAUGUCGGAGAAACGCAUGCUAGCGACUAGGUUGUUUUUGUAUUUGAUAACAAUUUCUGUGUUCCUUCUAAUCCUUUCUUCUGUGUUCACCCUCCAAUCCAACUACAAUUCUUUCUUCCCCACUUCAGUGCUCAAGCUCAUUGUUGUUAAUAAUCAUACUUCAAAUCACAUAAAACCCAAUGUAGAGAUUGAACCAAUUGUACCAAUGGAACAUCCUCCACGAGAUGUACCACCUCCACCAGAGGAACCCGAAGAAGCCAUUAGAGCUAGGGGUGUUGAUCGGCCACUUCCUAACAACAGCAAGGAUGAAGAUUCUGUAGAAACUCGCACAGAUUUAGCCUGUGAUCCUGCAAAGGCUCGUUUGAGAGUGUACAUGUAUGAUCUUCCACCUUUAUUUCACUUUGGAUUAUUGGGAUGGAAGGGAGAUAAGGGUCAAAUUUGGCCUGAUGUCUCUAAUAGAACUCAAAUCCCAUCAUACCCUGGUGGGCUGAAUCUUCAGCACAGUAUGGAAUACUGGCUUACACUUGAUCUUUUAUCUUCGAAUGUCCCAAAUAUUAAACAUACUUGCACAGCAGUUAGGGUGAAGAGUCCAAGUCAAGCAGAUGUGAUUUUUGUGCCCUUUUUCUCAUCCUUGAGUUACAAUCAACAUUCUAAGUUGCAUGGGAGGGAUAAGAUUAAUGUGAACAAGAUAUUACAGCAUAAGUUGAUGCAUUUUUUGUUUGGGCGGAAGGAGUGGAGGCGAGUGGGUGGAAGGGAUCAUCUCAUAAUUGCUCACCAUCCGAAUAGCAUGUUGGAUUCGAGAAAGAAACUCCACUCGGCCAUGUUUGUGCUUGCAGAUUUUGGAAGGUACCCAGCUGCAGUUGCAAAUAUUGAAAAGGAUAUCAUUGCCCCUUACAGACAUGUGGUGAAGACGGUUCCACCUAACGAUUCUCCCACAUUUGAUGAGCGUCCAACUUUGGUGUAUUUUCAAGGAGCUAUAUACAGGAAGGAUGGAGGAGUAGUUCGCCAAGAACUAUAUUACCUUCUGAAAGACGAGGAAGACGUUCAUUUUACUUUUGGAAGUGUUAAGGCGAAUGGGAUCAACAAGGCAGGCCAAGGAAUGGCCUCAUCGAAGUUCUGCCUUAACAUUGCAGGAGAUACCCCAUCGUCAAAUCGACUUUUUGAUUCUAUUGCAAGUCAUUGUGUUCCUGUUAUUAUCAGCGAUGAUAUUGAGCUGCCUUAUGAAGAUGUCCUGGACUACACCGAAUUUUGUGUCUUCGUUCGAGCAGUCGAUUCUAUAAGGGAGGGUUAUCUACUGAAACUUCUUCGUGGAAUUAGACGAGAAAAGUGGACAGAGAUGUGGAUGAGAAUAAUAGAAAUUGUGCAUGAAUUUGAAUAUCAGCAUCCUUCUCAGACUGGUGAUGCUGUCGAUAUGAUUUGGCAAGCGGUGUCACGUAAGGUGUCGAAGAUAAAAUUUAAUCGGGAUAAGAAGAACAGGUACCGUAGAUCUCAACUUUUCCUAAAGAGCAAUUGAUAUUGAAUUCAAUAUAUAAAUAGGAAGUUUUGUAGUCACUGAGAUCUAUCAUUCACUCUCCAUAUUGCUGUGUUAAUGAUAAUGUAACUCUUAACUCAAAACAGAGUAGUUUUGAGAUUUUAGGCUGUCUAGAAAUCUUUACUCGUCUAUUCGUUCACCUUUAUAGUUCAUUGCA
This is a messenger RNA of Cucurbita maxima (winter squash), 2081 nucleotides long. RefSeq names its product probable arabinosyltransferase ARAD1. The transcript has 3 exons. The coding region runs from base 395 to 1906 and encodes 503 amino acids. Gene Ontology annotation, molecular function: glycosyltransferase activity. Lineage: Eukaryota; Viridiplantae; Streptophyta; Magnoliopsida; Cucurbitales; Cucurbitaceae. The record is from RefSeq and is a predicted model, not a curated record.